Molecule: messenger RNA, 2552 nt
Organism: Odocoileus virginianus texanus
Lineage: Eukaryota; Metazoa; Chordata; Mammalia; Artiodactyla; Cervidae
Gene: FGF11
Product: fibroblast growth factor 11
Biological process (GO): regulation of voltage-gated sodium channel activity
Cellular component (GO): nucleus; cytoplasm
Molecular function (GO): growth factor activity; sodium channel regulator activity
Source: RefSeq, a predicted model, not a curated record
UUGGGGGUGUCUCCUCCCGGGGCGCCAUGGCGGCACUGGCCAGUAGCCUGAUCCGGCAGAAGCGGGAGGUCCGCGAGCCCGGGGGCAGCCGGCCCGUGUCGGCGCAGCGGCGCGUGUGUCCCCGCGGCACCAAGUCCCUUUGCCAGAAGCAGCUGCUCAUCCUGCUGUCCAAGGUGCGACUGUGCGGGGGGCGGCCCGCGCGGACAGACCGCGGCCCGGAACCUCAGCUCAAAGGCAUCGUCACCAAACUGUUCUGCCGCCAGGGUUUCUACCUCCAGGCGAAUCCCGACGGGAGCAUCCAGGGCACCCCAGAGGACACCAGCUCUUUCACCCACUUCAACCUGAUCCCUGUGGGGCUUCGAGUAGUCACCAUCCAGAGUGCCAAGCUGGGUCACUACAUGGCCAUGAAUGCUGAGGGGCUGCUCUACAGCUCGCCGCAUUUCACAGCUGAGUGUCGCUUUAAGGAGUGCGUCUUUGAGAAUUACUAUGUCCUGUACGCCUCUGCUCUCUAUCGCCAGCGCCGUUCUGGACGGGCCUGGUACCUGGGCCUGGAUAAGGAGGGCCGAGUCAUGAAAGGAAAUCGAGUCAAGAAGACCAAGGCAGCUGCCCACUUUGUGCCCAAGCUCCUGGAGGUGGCCAUGUACCGGGAGCCUUCUCUCCACAGUGUCCCUGAGACCUCCCCUUCCAGUCCCCCUGCCCCCUGAAAUGUCAUCCCUGGAUUGGAGGCUCCCUGCACUCUCACGGAGCCAGCCACCACCACAGCCUGUCUCCCAGCCCUGCUCCCGGCCCUGCUCUCACCGCCGCUGCCACACGCAUGCCCUGUGCAGCCAGGUCCCACCAGGUGCUCUGCCCCGAGGGAGCCUAGGGGCCACUGUGACUUCUGGGCCUGCUGAGACACCCAGACUCUUAGGCCCAGGGUGGGGAGUCAGAGAGGAAGAUGUCUGGAAAUGGUCCUGGCUGAUCACUUCUUUCCUUCCAUGCUCACACCCUCCAAAGCCUUUUUCUGAGAUGGCGCUGGGGGUUCCAGAACUGACAGAACCAGGGCAUAAAUCCUCCCCAUACCAGGCUCAGCCAGUUCCUGGAGCCCUUUGACCUUUUCAUUACCACUGAGCCAUAGAUCUGUGGGUCCACUGGCGCUCAGGAUCCUUCCUUCUUUGUCUACUCCACCUUCUGCCUUGCUCCAGGUUCUGGAACACAAGGCACCCUAGCCAGGACCACUUCUGCACUCAGGCUCUGUGCUGGAACACAGGCAUGCUGCCAGGCUCUGUUCUGGAUCCAUCAGGCUUCUGUCCUUGACCCAGAUGGACCCCUGACUUCAAAGUAGAGAGAGGCUGGAUUUGAGCCCUGUCCAGCUGUUGGCCUUGGCCUGAACUGGGACCAGUCUUAGAUCACCACAGUUUGAACUUUCUUAUCCCAGAGACACCCAAUUCUAGAGCAUGGUGUUCUAGACAUAUACGGAGCCAUACUUCCUUCUGAAUCUUAGCUCUAGUACAUAGACCAGGGCUCUCAGUCCUUCCCUUCAGGAUGGAGCGAGGGCCUAUAUAGCCAUAUUAUUGCUCUAGAGUAAGUUCUAGACCCACGCUCCCACCUUCUCUAGUGAUACCUGUUAAGCAUGAGCUCUAGAAAGGACCCAGCUAUGAUUCACAAAAAACUAAGUUCCAGAUGGAUCAAAAACCACUUCUUGUUUUUCCUAGAUAAUUUUCUAAAACUCUUAGUCUUCCUGUAGAAUGCUAACCUUAUUUUUACGUGCAAUUUCUAGUUCCUGCAGCUCAGCUGGGGUCCUGUCGGGAAACAGAGUCUGAGGAAGGGCAAAGGAGUUUUGGAAGGAAUCCCUGGCUCAUAGUAGGGCAGCUAGGAUGGGGAAGGGACCAGAACCAUGGCAUGAUUGGACCUGUGCCUGGGUUGAGGCGACAUGAACACGUAGCUACCUCAGCAGGAAUUCCUUCCAGGUCCCCUUUAACACUGAGGUCUUUAGGAUAAUAGGUCUGGAAUAAAAAAGACAAAUGCGACAUAGCCUUGACUCCCACCCACCCACAAUGAGGAGACUCCAGUUCAGCAAUAAGCCCCACCCUUCUCCCCUACAGAUCAGGCUAAGGAGGGUGAGGGUCUCUUGGGUUCUAAACCUCAUACACCCCCACAAGCUUCUAACUGAAUAAAACUUGCUUUACCUUAGAGCUUAUAACCUCAGCUGGGUUUUAGGUACCCCAAAAGGGCCUGACUAGAUUUUUCUGAAAAAAUGCAGAGAGCUCGGGGCAGGCCUGAAAAAGAUCAGCCCAUCAGUGAACUGGGAGGGAUACUCUGGGUGGUGACAGAUUUGGGCAGAGUAGACUGAGGAGGCACUAAAAGGGGGGGGGGGGGGGGCGGUACUAGGGCUCAGAAGCAGGCUGUGUUUCCUCAGGCUCUUUUUUACUUCUGGCUUGUCCUAAGAGGGGUGGAUGCUCCCCUCACCCACACAGACCCCGCUCAGGCUCCACCCAUCUCCUGGCUCUGCUCCCAGGGAACCAGGUCUCUGCUCCACGCUUUCUCAAUUAAAGACGAUUUAUACAACUGAA